UGGAUGCCGACACAAAAAGGGGUAGGGUGUGGCCCGACCGUGGAUCGAUAGACAGGCCAAAUGGAAGGAAAAAUUGAUGAGGCUCGAAACAAAAGAGGGUCUCUCGAGCGGCAUGUGCUUCUCAACAACAUCGAGGGCCCUGCCCGGACAAUGUUCUGCCGAGCGCAGGAUCCGCAGAUUGCUGGUGACAAGCAGCAACAGGCCGGCUAG
Gaeumannomyces tritici R3-111a-1 is the source of this 210-nucleotide messenger RNA. RefSeq lists its product as hypothetical. The record is from RefSeq and is a predicted model, not a curated record. Lineage: Eukaryota; Fungi; Ascomycota; Sordariomycetes; Magnaporthales; Magnaporthaceae. Bases 61 to 210 code for a protein of 49 amino acids. The transcript is spliced from 2 exons.